CGUCGAGUCUUCACUCUCAUCUUCGUCUUAACCAGAGGAGUGCUGCAGCACACAAUAGUGACUGUAGGCACAAUAGGCUGGUUAUGCACUAUUUGAUCGACGACUCACGCGCCGUGACCCUGACUCCUGCUACUGUACCUCCACCGUCCACAGCUCUCACUUUGACGUCUGCCUCUCUGCCUGACUCCUUUCCCCUCGUAACAAAGCAACGCGCCCUGCGACUGUCUGCACGACACCCAUCUGCUACCCCAUCUCUACCCCAACCCUUCUAGCGACAAUGCCGUUCCUGCACCGUGUGUCGGAGCGCGUCUGGGACUACAUUAGCCCGCGCAAGACGCAGCAGCGGCGGGACAAGCCGUUCAGGGUCCCGCAAUUACCUGUCCGAUCCAAGAUGGCCGAGAGGGCCUCCCCGGAGACCACGCCCAAUAGCAAGGUCGAACACUGGGCGCCCAACACUCCGGCCUCACCCACUGACCUCGACGACACCUUGCUGCCGCCCUCCCCGCCGGCCUCCCUCCACCGAUAUGAAGACGACUUCGACGGCGACACCUUGGUGCACGACUCCGUUGAGGACGGGUACUACAAAGACGCAGAGUCGGAUGCGUACGACGCCAAUGACGCGACCAUGGUGGUCGACGACGGACAAUACAUGGAGAUGCGCAAGGCCGUCGACCGCACCAAUGAGCAGUUGCGCCAGGAGAUCCAGUGCCGCGAGCUGCGCCAGGCUGGGUGGUCCGAGGAUUCCAUCUUCAUGUUCCAAAAGCUGAACAUGCGCGGCUUCGAGCCUCUGCUCCCAGACCCGUGGCAAAAAGAUUUCGUCACACUGCCGCUGAACCUCUUCACCCCGAACGACAGCAAGACCUUCAUCAAGGCAGACGGUCAAUCGGAUUUCCGAGCCCAAUAUGCAUUGAAUCAACUGUUCACCGUUGGCGGUUUCGCUCGAGAUGCUGUUCUCACCAAGGCUCGCAAGCGCACGGCAGAGCGUCACAUCGUGCAGUCAGUCAAGAAAUAUUCGCAGUGGGCUAUGCGGGACGGCGGCAUGCGACACACCUACAAAGGCAUCAAGCUCUUUGACACAGUCGCCUGUCCCAGGAACAUCCCCUCCUACGUCUGCGAGCAGCAAAUGAUCCGCAAGCUCAACAAGAUGUAUCAGAAGUGGGACGACGAGAUGUUGGGCCACGAUAAGUCUGGACUGGUCGCCGCUCCGGAAGAAAUUCCUACCCUCUACGGCGUAAUCGCUUCGCACACAGUCAUGGCAUUUGUUAGCUAUGUUCUGCCCACCGAGCCGAACCCAAAUGGCUCCUUGCGCACUAUCGCCAUCUUCGACUUUGGCGAAGAUGGCCACGACGUUUGGAACUCGUUGGCCAUCGCUAUUUUCGUGAUCCAUUGCCGGAACAGGAUGCAGGAGCUCAAGGAGUUCCUGCCGGAGCCUGUCGUUGUCCAUAGCCGCGACCCUGACUUGUGAUCUUGGCCGACUCCCACAUCAGCGACGCAAAGCCUAUAAGACGGUGCUAGCAGAUGCCUCACACUGGACUUCCUGCUGCUCCUAUGCUACUUUGGCAAGAUGCGUUCCCCACCUGCCCUACGAGCGUUACGCUGGACGACUUCAACGUUAUCAAUCCUUGCAGCUGGUGCUUUAAUGGUCCAGCAUAGUACAAACUCUACGAUUCAUGUUUCCCGGCCUCGGCGUUUUCACGACUAUACCCCACCAUACCCCUGGAUCUAUACCCAUCUGUUCUUAUCUUUGCUUGGCGUUGGUACGAGAUUCCUACCGGACAUUCCUAUGGCUUCUCUCUCGCGUUCAGAUUGCUUCGUUCCGUAGACGCCUGGCUGCCGAGAGUGCGCGUUCGAAAAACUACUCUAUUGGUCCGGACGCGGGAGGCAAUGCCUUGAUAUUAAUACCCGUUUUCUGUACAAAUUGAACAAGCAAUCUCAAAG
Molecule: messenger RNA, 1938 nt
Organism: Paraphaeosphaeria sporulosa
Lineage: Eukaryota; Fungi; Ascomycota; Dothideomycetes; Pleosporales; Didymosphaeriaceae
Exons: 2
Coding region: 278-1465 (395 amino acids)
Source: RefSeq, a predicted model, not a curated record